Molecule: messenger RNA, 1105 nt
Organism: Trichomonas vaginalis G3
Lineage: Eukaryota; Parabasalia; Trichomonadida; Trichomonadidae
Product: keratin-associated protein family
Exons: 1
Source: RefSeq, a predicted model, not a curated record
AUGGGUGAGCUUGUAAAUGCUGCAAGAACAUUAGGUGAAACGGGAAAUUUUGUAGAUGGUUUUAAAAGACUUGUUUCAAAUGUUUUAACAAACACAAAGAAAUUAUUUAGAUAUACCGUACAUAACGGACGGAUUUUCGAACAGAUAGCAACAAACCCUCCGGUUAUGGCUGCGUUGAUGAUGGUUAGAGAUAUAAAACCACGUAACGACGGGAACGAAGAACAUGAACAACAGGAUACUGGUCGGGUUAUUCGAGACAUUAAAAACGUGUAUCCUGAAGUUAUUGAUUUAUUUAGAGGAGUUAAUGAUUCAAUUUCAAAACAUUCUAUAACCCUCGAUGAAGAGAAUAAAUUAACAGAUUAUAUAUUCGUCAUUAUUGCAGAAUUAAUGCAGAGAAUAAAUGAAAAAGGAAUUGGUGAUAUCAUUAAUGUCAGCGAUGUAAUGAUGAAAAGAAAUUUUGACUCAUUAUUUACAAAACCGAAAACAGAAUAUAGUCUUUAUGACGUAAUUACCGAAUUAAUGAAAAAGAUUAAUGAUAAUAAGAGUUCUGGCGGAAGAGUUGAAUUAGAAGUGAAUGAUGUUAAUGAGAAAUUAGCCGAAAAAGCAGACAAAAAUGAGCUUUUAGCUCUGAGUGAUAAAGUCAAGAACCACGUUCAUUAUAUAACUUCAGACGAACAGAUUAUAACGGACUACCAUGGAUAUUUAACACGAAGUGAUGAAGCGAAGACAAAAAAUGUUAAUGAAAGAAGAUAUAAAUACAUUCGUGCUAAAGGUUAUGACAUAAGCUGUACUGUACAGUAUGACACAGGUAAAGCACAAGAAGCAUUUAGUUAUAACGAUGAAAUUUAUGCCUCUACUUUCAAUGUUAACGGUGUAUUAGUUGAACCAAGAUUUACUUUGAGAGUUAAGUCAAAAAUAACGUUUGAAGAUGCUAUUAAAAGUAAAGCUGACAAAGUUGAACUUGAAGCAAUGAACAAAGUUUUGAAAUCUCAUAAACACAACAUCUCCGAUAUAAAUGAACUUCAAGCUACAUUAGACAGUAAAGCCGACAAGAACCAUACACAUAAAUCCUUCACUACUGUUAGAGCAGACGACAUAAUAUUGA